Messenger RNA from Trifolium pratense (red clover), 805 nucleotides. Its product is annotated as basic transcription factor 3-like. The record is from RefSeq and is a predicted model, not a curated record. Lineage: Eukaryota; Viridiplantae; Streptophyta; Magnoliopsida; Fabales; Fabaceae. The coding region runs from base 140 to 625 and encodes 161 amino acids. Gene Ontology annotation, cellular component: nascent polypeptide-associated complex; cytosol. The transcript has 6 exons.
CAAAUAAAAAAUUGAACUAGGGUUUUGUAGGUAUAAGAAGGUCCUUAUCUUGUUUCGUUGUUCUUCUUCUUCUUCAUUCACACUGAGGCUUACCCUUUUGUCCUAAAUCAUCACUCACCUUAAACCAACUUCACCAAAGAUGAAUCGUGAAAAGUUGAUGAAGAUGGCCGGUUCAGUUCGAACUGGUGGAAAGGGUACAGUUAGAAGAAAGAAGAAGGCUGUCCACAAGACAACAACUACCGAUGACAAAAGGCUUCAGAGCACCCUUAAGAGAAUAGGUGUGAAUGCCAUCCCUCAAAUUGAGGAAGUCAAUAUCUUUAAGGAUGAUGUUGUUAUCCAGUUCUUAAACCCCAAAGUUCAAGCAUCUAUUGCUGCUAAUACAUGGGUUGUUAGUGGUACUCCUCAAACAAAGAAGUUGCAGGAUAUUCUCCCUAGCAUUAUCCAUCAAUUAGGACCAGAUAAUUUGGAAAAUUUGAAGAAGCUAGCGGAGCAAUACCAGAAGCAAGCUCCUGAAGCAGGUGCUGCUGGUUCAGCCACAGCACAAGAGGAGAAUGAUGAUGAUGUUCCAGAGCUUGUCCCAGGAGAGACUUUUGAGACAGCUGCUGAGGAGGCCAAGGAUAGUUAGAGUGUGUUAUUGUGCCAUCUGUUUUUUUUUUUUUUUCAAAAAAAAAAAGAAAAUCUUGAUUUUCAUAUUUAAGUAUUUCAGGUUGUUUAGUUCUCCUGUCAUAUACUUUUAAACAGUCCGAAUACUUGAAUUAAAUCUGUUUUCCUUCAUUUAAUUUGAAGUAUUGCUUAUUCGACCACA